AUGUCUCCAUCCAUUUUCCCGUCUUAUCUCGUGCCUUCUCUACCAUUUCGACUUCGUAAAUCAAGCACUGAUUCCAACAUCUCCACCUCAAGUACCGCUACGAAUGACAGCACAAGCUCCGACAACUAUCUAGAAGGCAACAAAUCCCACCUACGAUGUUCGCGUUGUCUAGCCGAUCUAGCAUUAACAAGCCAAAUCGUAUCUAAGGGCUUCACCGGCCGUCAUGGACGCGCAUACCUCGUCUCUGCUUCCGAUAGCUGGGUUCAAGCUGCUCCUAACUCAAGCUCCAAAGACGCUCUGCCGAACCUUCCAAAUAUCUUCACGCACAAGCCUGCGCGAAGACAGCUUGUCACUGGUGCUCACACUGUCAGCGAUAUCAGCUGUGCGCAAUGCGGCAGUGUGCUAGGAUGGAAAUACGUCGCUGCCGAAGAAGAGUCCCAGCAGUACAAAGUCGGCAAGUUCAUUCUUGAGACCAGAAGGACUUGUCGGAGCAGUGGCUGGGAGGGUCAACCAGACACUGUGGUAGAAGCUGGAGGUGUCGCUGCAAAGAGUCAGUCUGGAGCGCUGGAUGAUGUCGAAUUCGACAGCCAGGACGAGGAUGAAUGCGAGGAUCUAUUCAUGGGUAUAUGGACUCCUCAGACCGCAGCGAGAAGACGCAAGAAGAAGAACUUCUCGAAGCAGAGUAGUUGA
This is a messenger RNA of Aureobasidium melanogenum CBS 110374, 690 nucleotides long. Its product is annotated as yippee-domain-containing protein. The transcript has a single exon. Bases 1 to 690 code for a protein of 229 amino acids. Lineage: Eukaryota; Fungi; Ascomycota; Dothideomycetes; Dothideales; Saccotheciaceae. The record is from RefSeq and is a predicted model, not a curated record.